AUGUCAAAGUCGGUUGGGAGAGAGUGUGCGGCUUUUGGUUGCUCAAAUACCUUUUAUUGCUACGAUGGAAUGCAGAGUGGCCUACAUUUUUUCAAGUUCCCUCAACAGAAUCCAGAAAAACGUGUUUGGUUUAAACGAUUUGAUGGCUUAGAUGGAUUUCGUGCUACUGCUGCUACAUGCUCGUGUCAGGAACAUUUUAGAGAAGAGGACAUAAAGCAAAAUCCUAGUCGCUGCAAGCUAGUUCCUGGUGCAGCCCCUUCUCUCGAACUAUAUCGUCUUACAACCCCGGAUGCUUCUAGCACCAGGCGCAAAGCUCCCAGAGAUCGCAAUGCCGUCCAGUUUUCUUCAAAUACUGAUGAAACUGUUUGUGCUAGCUCUUCUUCUUCACAACCUUCCCUUGACCAAAUGCCAAGUGAUGGUUAUUCGGCUCCCAUAGAGCAUGGUUACUCUUGUGAUCCAUUGGUUGAUGACCAAUUUUUAAAUAUUUUAGGAGAACGUGAUAAACUUCUUCAGGAAGUAAAAGAGUUGAAAUCAGAAGUCAUGUCCCUCAAAAACGAAAUUGUAGAUAUAAAAGAAAAAUUAUUUUCUUUGGAUAAACUGCAGAGUGAUGAUUCAGCAGUGCGAUUUUCCGGCUUUCCAAAUUAUGCCACACUCAUGGACAUAUUUAAUUACUUCAAACCAAAGCUUGAGCACAUGACAUACUGGCGUGGUUCAGCCACCUCUGUUAAUCAUGGCAAAUCUAUGACAAAGGAUUAG
Messenger RNA from Rhopilema esculentum, 756 nucleotides. NCBI's taxonomy places the organism in Eukaryota, Metazoa, Cnidaria, Scyphozoa, Rhizostomeae, Rhizostomatidae. The record is from RefSeq and is a predicted model, not a curated record.